GCGCUCUGCCUGCAAGCGGCGGUGGUGGCAGUCAUAGCAGUCUUCUUUUACUUCCUGCGCCCUGGCAAGGGCAGCACCUACCUUGUUGACUUCUACUGCCUGAGGCCCCCCAACAGGUUUGUGUGGACUCAUUUGUCUCAGCCACAUUCAUCGAUGAAGAAUGGCUACAGCGAGCAGAGCAUUCAGUUCAUGGACAAGGUUAUGGAGAUCUCAGGCCUGGGGGACAAGACCUUCCUGCCAGAUGGUGCGCCCUUUUCUCCUGAAUGCCCCUUCGAUUUCCACAUGGCGGGGGCGCGCGUUGAGACUGAGACUGCACUGAACGUGUCCAUUCAGCAUGUGCUCGACCGCACUGGACUCAAGCCUCACCAUAUUGAUGGCCUGAUCGUGAACUGCUCGGCCUUCAACCCGACGCCGUCCCUGUCUGCGGCGGUGGUGAACCACUUCAAGUUCAAGAGCAGCAUCCGCACCUUCAACCUGUCCGGCAUGGGCUGCGCCGCAUCAGUCAUCGCAGUGGAUCUGGCCAUGGAGAUGCUUGCGAACAACAAGAACAUGCGCAUCAUGAUCGCGGGCACGGAGAACAUCCUGAUGAACCUGUACAAUGGCAACCAGCGCUCCAUGCUGAUCACAAACUGCAUCUUCCGCCUGGGGGGCGUGGCUCUGUUGCUGAGCAACCACCCGGCCGACCGCCGCCGCGCCAAGUACCGGCUCACCCACAUGGUCCGCACCCAUCUCGGAGGCGUCGACGAAGCCUACAAUGCUGUGAUCCAGAAGGAGGACGACGAGGGCAAGGUGGGAGUGAAGAUUGGGAAGGAGCUGAUGAAGGUGGCCGGCAUGGCGCUCAAGGUCAACAUCACCCGCCUGGGGCCCAAGGUCCUGCCCAUCUCCGAGCAGCUCAUCUUUGCCGGCAACUUCGUCGCUCGCAAGGUGUUUGGGAUGAGCCUGAAGCCGUACGUGCCCGACUUCACGACGGCGUUCGAGCACUUCUGCAUCCACCCGGGCGGCAAGGCGGUGAUCGAGGAAGUCAGCAAGCAGCUGAAGCUGCGCCCCGAGCAGAGCCUGCCCAUGCUUGUGCCCUUUGAGCGCUAUGGCAACACCUCCUCUUCCUCCACCUGGUAUGCAUGGUCGUACGUGGAGACAUUCCAGGGGGUGAAGAAGGGCGACCGCGUGUGGCAGCUGGCCUUUGGCUCCGGCUUCAAGUGCUGCUCUGCCGUGUGGGUGGCCCUGAGGAAGAACGACGAGAAGCACGACGCCUGGAUGGACGUUGAAUCAUACUGA
Molecule: messenger RNA, 1275 nt
Organism: Coccomyxa subellipsoidea C-169
Lineage: Eukaryota; Viridiplantae; Chlorophyta; Trebouxiophyceae; Coccomyxaceae
Product: very-long-chain 3-ketoacyl-CoA synthase
Exons: 8
Biological process (GO): fatty acid biosynthetic process
Cellular component (GO): membrane
Molecular function (GO): acyltransferase activity, transferring groups other than amino-acyl groups
Source: RefSeq, a predicted model, not a curated record